Molecule: messenger RNA, 1892 nt
Organism: Malania oleifera
Lineage: Eukaryota; Viridiplantae; Streptophyta; Magnoliopsida; Santalales; Ximeniaceae
Exons: 12
Coding region: 288-1625 (445 amino acids)
Biological process (GO): negative regulation of translation; mRNA catabolic process
Cellular component (GO): CCR4-NOT complex
Source: RefSeq, a predicted model, not a curated record
GGUCAGUGCUGUCCGCUUCUGAUUGGAAGACUAUUUAUUACGGCAUGGCCCCAUGUGAUUGGCCCUUUCUAAUCCAAACUGGGGGAACUUGCCGGCAACGAGGCCACGCAAUCUCCGAUCCCCCACCACCACCGCCGCCGGCGCUCCUCCUCUGUCCGUGGUGUAGUCAGAGCUCAAAACUCCUCCUCCACUCUCACUCUUUUUAGGUUUCCCGUUUGAAUCGUCAAUUCCGACUCUCCGCCGUGUGUGGUUGCUGUUUGUGCUGUGAUUAUUAGAAGCCAUCAAUCAUGAUCGGUCGUCAGGAAACCAAGGCUAUCUACUCCCUACUCAACGGAGACCAUCGCUCCUUCGAUGAAAUCUUCGCCGAUUUCGACUCUAAGUUCCCUCCCACUCUCCACUUCAGGCUAUGCUGCUCUCUCUCCGUUCUCUUGGAGGCGAGUUCACCCUCCCUCUUCUCUCGCGCGGAGAACCGAACAAUGCUCAAGCCCGCUCAGCGUAUGAUUGCAUUUGCCAUUCUUCAUCAUGCAUAUUCUUCCCAAGAAGCUUCUGCUAACCCAUUUAUAUCACUUCUCAUAAAUGCUGCAUGUGAUGAUGAAGCUGAAAAAUAUGAAAGGGCAUUUAUUCUCCAGUUGUUAGGCUCUGCUAGUGUGGGCAAUAACAAAGAGGUUCUUAAACAGUCUGCUGCGGAUUAUGUGAAAGUUUUUGAUCCUUUAUCACAUGACCCACAUGCUUUCCCCCAACGUGAACAGUUGCAGCAGCAGUAUUGUGAGAAAGUCCUCCCAGAGCCAUAUAGUUGCUUGUUCAAGAAUGCUUAUGUGAAAAGUGUGGUCCCAGACCCAGAUGUACCUGCUGGCUGUAAUGCUAAUUCACCUGAGUUUGAGCUACCAUCUGGGACAAAAUCUAAAAUUGGUUCUGGAGACAGGGAUGAGACAAUACUUGGGUUGUUGCAGAAUAUGUCACUGGAAGGUCUAGGCCCUCGCUUGAUCCGGCCUCUUCCUCCAAGGCUACCAAUACAGGAUGGCGAGCUAGUGUGGCUCAACCCUGACAACAAUCAUGAGCUUUUAUGGGAUUAUGGUAUGUGUGCUGAUACUAGCAGAGGUGCAGCAGUUAGGGAUCUGAUCGCAAAAGCCUUGAAGGGACCACUUGCACCUGCACAACAAGAGCAAGUAUUAGUGGAGCUGGCAAAUGAUCCAAAGCUUGUUUAUCACUGUGGACUGACACCAAGAAAGCUUCCGGAACUGGUGGAAAACAAUCCACUCAUUGCUGUUGAAGUUCUGAUUAAGCUGAUGAAUUCACCUGAAAUUUCAAAAUACUUCACGGUCCUUGUUAGCAUGGAUAUGAGUCUACAUUCAAUGGAAGUGGUGAAUAGGCUUACAACAGCAGUUGAACUUCCUACCGAAUUUAUCCACAUGUACAUAACUAAUUGCAUCUCAUCCUGUGAGAACAUUAAGGAUAAGUACAUGCAGAACAGACUUGUGAGGCUUGUAUGUGUUUUCUUGCAAAGCUUAAUCCGAAAUAAAAUUAUCAAUGUGCAAGAUCUUUUCAUUGAAGUCCAAGCGUUUUGCAUCGAGUUCUCACGGAUUAGAGAAGCAGCUGGAUUAUUUAGACUUCUUAAGACCUUGUAAUAAUAGGUUUUUGCUGCAUUCAUGUUUGUCCUGAAUUUUGAUAAGCAAUUUUUCUUUUUCACCUUUGUGUUGGCCCCCAUUUUAAUCUUUGUAGAUAAGUGUCAUUGUUGCUUACAAUCUUAGGUAGAGCCUAUUAGUUUUCUUGGAAAAUUCUUUCCUCUUUCAUAUUUUGUUAGCAAAAUGAGCAGUGCCUGUACUAUUAUACUGUUCUGUAUCACAUAUGUUGAUGUAGCCAUGUUAUGCUCUUCGAGCUACUGGCAUUAUACU